Phycomyces blakesleeanus NRRL 1555(-) is the source of this 1128-nucleotide messenger RNA. RefSeq lists its product as hypothetical. Lineage: Eukaryota; Fungi; Mucoromycota; Mucoromycetes; Mucorales; Phycomycetaceae. The record is from RefSeq and is a predicted model, not a curated record. Gene Ontology annotation, biological process: phospholipid metabolic process. Gene Ontology annotation, molecular function: glycerophospholipase activity. The transcript is spliced from 11 exons. Bases 1 to 1128 code for a protein of 375 amino acids.
AUGCGUGCAAUUGGCUCUCUCUGCCUGUCCUUGGCUAUAUCAUUGGCACUAUUAACCGGAACAGAAGCUCGCAAUGCAGAUAGUAUUGACAAGUGUCCUCCCUUGAAGGUGCGACGCAAUGGUCCUAAAGAUGUAACUGAUGUGCGAAUCGAUGAUAUCAAAGUCAUUGCUGCAUUAGGUGACAGUAUCAUUGGAGGGUUUGGCCUCAUGGGUAAAGGCAACGGCACAACCACCAUUAAUACUGUCAUAGAGUACCGAGGUGAGAGCUACCCAAUUGGCGGUAACGAUGGUGCAGAAACAUUAGCAACCUACACCAAAAGAUACCAGCCAAAACUAAAGGGAGCUUCUGUUGGAGAACAUCUAGUUGAGCGCUGUAAUCUUGAAUACUGCCCACCUACGGAAUACAGACCCUCAAUAGAUAAUCUAAACGGUGCAAGAAGUGGAGCUGUUGCCAAAAGUCUUGAUCCCGAGCUGGACUAUGUUAUCCCUCGUAUGAAAAAUUAUCCUGGCGUAGACUUUGAGAACGACUGGAAACUCAUUACAAUUCAGAUCGGAAGUAACGAUCAAUGUGGCUCAUGUACUUCAUUUGCAAACGAAAGCACAGUGGAAGCUUAUACUUUGUACGUCGAGUCCGCCAUUGAGAGAAUUCAAAAUAAUAUCCCUAAAAUCAUUGUUAAUCUAAUUGGAAAUCUCAGGGUGUCAGCCUUGUUACCUUUGGCUGAAGCACAUGCAGAGUAUUGCCCCUCAACUGACACCAGUGUGAAUUAUUUUACUCCAAAGGCAGAAUGUCCUUGUCUAGCCUCCCAGGACCAGACUGACACGAUGGAUUAUUUGGCAGACAACUACGACAAGGCUUUAAUAAAUAUCGCACAUAAAUACAGAGCAAGAAAGGGGGGUGACUUUGCAGUAGUCUAUCAACCUUAUGAUAUUAACUUUAUCAGCUUCCCUGUUCAAGCUCUGAGUUCACUCGAUUGCUUUCACCCGAGUUUGACUCUGCACAAAUAUUUCUCAAAAAUAUUUUGGAACUCGCUUUUCCUUCCCAGCCAGCGUAAGCCUCAGCAUUAUAGCUAUGAUCCAAACCUCACGCUAUACUGCCCCAAGCAAAAAGACAGAAUUGCUACGAAAUAA